Bubalus bubalis (water buffalo) is the source of this 1713-nucleotide messenger RNA. RefSeq names its product eukaryotic translation elongation factor 1 epsilon 1 (gene EEF1E1). Gene Ontology annotation, biological process: positive regulation of DNA damage response, signal transduction by p53 class mediator. The transcript has 4 exons. Gene Ontology annotation, cellular component: aminoacyl-tRNA synthetase multienzyme complex; cytoplasm; nucleus. Lineage: Eukaryota; Metazoa; Chordata; Mammalia; Artiodactyla; Bovidae. Bases 73 to 597 code for a protein of 174 amino acids. The record is from RefSeq and is a predicted model, not a curated record.
GGUGACGUUUGAGGGAGCGGGACGUCCCUCUCAGCCAAUGCAGGAGAUCCUUGCCGGGAGCUCUGCCGGAAGAUGGCGGCGGCCGCGGAGCUGACGCUGCUGGAGAAGUCUCUGGGGCUGAGUAAAGGGAACAAGUACAGCGCUCAGGGCGAGCGCCAGAUUCCGGUUCUUCAGACAAACAAUGGUCCGAGUCUAACGGGACUGACUACCAUAGCAGCUCACCUAGUCAAGCAGGCCAACAAGGAGUAUUUGCUGGGGAGCACGGCAGAGGAGAAGGCCGUGGUUCAGCAGUGGUUAGAGUACAGGGUAACGCGAGUGGACGGACACUCCAGUAAAGACGACAUCCACACGGUCCUGAAGGAUCUUAAUUCAUAUCUUGAAGAUAAAGUCUACCUUACAGGAUAUAACUUCACAUUAGCAGAUAUCCUAUUAUAUUAUGGGCUUCAUCGCUUUAUUGUUGACCUGACAGUUCAAGAGAAGGAGAGAUACCUUAACGUGUCGCGCUGGUUUUGUCACAUUCAGCACUGUCCAGGGAUUAGGCAGCAUCUGUCUAGUGUUGUCUUCGUCAAGAACAGACUAUAUACUAAUUCCCAGUAGAAGCCACCGCGCCCCGCCCAGAAGAGGAAAUAACCCAUGUCCAGUGGGAAGUGUGUUUCGGACCAGAGGACUGACGUGAACCGAUAUGCACCCAUUCUCUAUUUGUUGAAGUUGGUAGAAUUUAAGUACAAACUCAUGUCCCAGCAUUUUGUCUGUUUUUUCAGUUGACAUUUUGCAGUUUUUUUAAUGUAAAACUUCAACUGCUGUCAAAACUUGAGUUGAAAUCAAGUUAUCAGUUAUCUUGGUUUUUAUAGAUAUAGAUGAGAUUUCUGUUAAUAAAAGUUGCAAAUCAGUGGUUUAAUCUUAAAAAAAAAAGUCCUUCCAGUAAUUGACAUAUUUGACUGUUUAUUGACCUCUCUCAUCUUGUAAAAUUCAUUUUCCCCUUCUGUGUAUUUCUAGUAGUUUGUUUAUUAACAGCUAGAGUAAAUUGUCACCAAGGAGACAAAAAGGGAAGACAGAUGGAUUUGUCUUUCGAUAUUUAUGUGAGUCAGUAAAGGUGGUUGAGAAAAACCUUUUUUGUUUCUUUCUUUCCUGUAGUCAGUAUUCAUUGACAUGAAACCAACUGCUGCUCUGCCCGAGAGGGAAGUGGGAUAAAAUAUGUUCCCUCGAGUUAAUGGUUCUUUUGUUGGCCUUGGGCGUAUUGGAAUAUGCAGCAGCUAAAAAGGGAUGGGAAAUUCCCACCAUCCCCCUAAUUUUGACUCUGUAACUACUAGAUUUUUCUAAACUAUUAAUAAGAACCAACAUAGAAAGGCUGCCUCAAUGCCCUAAAGAACAAAAACUCACACUUUAUUAACAAACCAAUAUAAUUUAUAACUCCUAGCAGCUGAGUCAAUAAAUAAUCAGUGAUUGAGAGCUAAAGAGCUUACAUUUACAAACUGGAGGAAAAGCGGAGUCUUUGAGCACUUUAUUAUGAUGUAAGAUUUUGGUGCCCCGGCUGAGUCUCAGUAGAAGACAAUUCAAAGUUCAAGUGCGAAGAGCAGAGACUUGGGAAAUGUCCAUCACCUCCUUUUGGCCCCAUGCUGCUUUGAUCACAUACUAGCUGCAUGCGUGACCUGAAGCAAAUCAGGUAACCACGUUUUCUUAAUAUGUAAAAAUAAAGAUGACUCUCUAAACUUU